CACAGAAGUUGUGCGAGCAUCUCCGCACCAAUUUCCGACAAUGGGCAAUUCCUGCUUUGGCUUCAAGGAAAAGCUGAUGCAGCGGCUGCGGCCUCUGCCCACUCUGCUGAUCAUCCGCGCCUUCGUUCCGCAGAGAAGAAACAAAGAUUACUGCGUGGUGAUCCUGGGCUCCACAGGCGUUGGCAAGAGUGCACUGGUGAAGAGAUGGGUGCGCGGCAACUUUCGCGACAAGUAUGUACCAACCAUGGAAGACACCUACCACCAGGUCCGCAGCGGCAAUCGCGGCACCGGCACGCUGCAUAUUACCGACACGGCUGGCGGUCAUCGCUACCCGGGUUUGCAGCGCCUCGCCAUUGCCAGGGGCCAUGCCUUCAUCCUGGUCUACUCGGUCACCAAGAAGCAAACCCUGGAGGAGCUGAAGCCCUUCUAUGAGCUGAUCCGCGAGAUCAAAGGUAGAAACCUGCGUAAGUAUCCUAUCGUGCUGGUCGGCAACAAAUGCGAUGACAGUCGCCGCCGAGAGCUGACGGCGAGGGAUGGCGCUGCCUACGCGAUGGAGUGGAAUUGCGCCUUCCUGGAGACCUCUGCCAAGAAGGAUGUCAAUGUGCAGGAGCUGUUUCUCCACGCGAAGAAGCCCACCACCUGCCUCCAGCCUAACCAGAAGAAAUCCCAGAUGCCCAAGGUGGCCGAGAAGCUGCUCGGCAAGUGCAUCGUCAUGUGAGCCCUGAGUUUUAGGAGCCCCGACCUUCUCCGACAGUGUACAGAAAACGUGGACCAAUGUCAGUGUAAUGUGUCACCUGUACAUGACUGACUUUUGUGCUGUGGUUUGGGUUGUAACAGCUAGACGUCAAUAAAUGUCCCUCGUAGUUAAAUUUUUUUCUUUUUCCCAGGCAAGAGAAUUCUGAUUGUUACAACAUUGAUAUUGGAGGAAGAGGGGAGGAAAGGAGCACGGUGCGUUUAAGGAAUAAGACUUGACUGACGUCAGAGAUUAAUGUUUGCAAAAGAGAAAGAAAUAGUAAAAUGAAUUGAAAGAUGCCACAACCCUUCUUGUAAUCCUGUUGUCGUGUAUUUUUAAAUAUUUCAAGUCCUGUAAACACCUAAUCAGAUCUUUCCAUUGUGUACGUAAUUGUUAAGAUGUGUUUUUGCAACAAAAGCUUUGACAGAUGACUGUGAGAUAAAUAUACUUAAUAAGAUAAAUAAAUGAAUAUUCUACAACUGAGCAUUGAAGGUGGGGCAGAGAAAAUGAUGAAAGUGGAACCUGCUUACUAAAGAUGUGCCAGUUUCCUAAGUCAUUUAAA
Messenger RNA from Pteropus alecto (black flying fox), 1295 nucleotides. It is a transcript of the gene DIRAS3, whose product is annotated as DIRAS family GTPase 3. Gene Ontology annotation, molecular function: GTPase activity; GTP binding; GDP binding. The record is from RefSeq and is a predicted model, not a curated record. Gene Ontology annotation, cellular component: plasma membrane. Gene Ontology annotation, biological process: signal transduction. Lineage: Eukaryota; Metazoa; Chordata; Mammalia; Chiroptera; Pteropodidae.